This is a messenger RNA of Mus pahari (shrew mouse), 1366 nucleotides long. RefSeq names its product exosome component 6 (gene Exosc6). Gene Ontology annotation, biological process: rRNA catabolic process; nuclear mRNA surveillance; poly(A)-dependent snoRNA 3'-end processing. Gene Ontology annotation, cellular component: cytoplasmic exosome (RNase complex); nuclear exosome (RNase complex); nucleolus. Lineage: Eukaryota; Metazoa; Chordata; Mammalia; Rodentia; Muridae. The record is from RefSeq and is a predicted model, not a curated record. Bases 52 to 873 code for a protein of 273 amino acids. The transcript has a single exon.
UGCGCAAGGGCAGCCCAGCAGGCGGAAGUGGGUCGCACGCCCGUAGCCGCCAUGCCGGGAGACCAUCGCCGCAUCCGCGGGCCGGAGGAGUCCCAGCCGCCGCAGCUCUACGCGGUCGAAGACGACGAGACGCCCGCCGCGCGCGACCCGACGCGGCUCCGCCCGGUGUACGCGCGCGCGGGGCUGCUGAGCCAGGCCAAGGGCUCCGCCUACCUGGAGGCGGGCGGUACCAAGGUGCUGUGCGCCGUGUCCGGUCCGCGGCAGGCCGAGGGCGGCGAGCGCGGCAGCGGCCCAGCGGGAGCGGGCGGGGAAGCUCCGGCUGCCCUCCGGGGUCGCCUGAUCUGCGACUUCCGCCGCGCUCCCUUCUCCGGUCGCCGGCGUCGCGCGCCCCAGGGCGGCGGCGGUGAGGAUCGCGAGCUGGGGCUGGCGCUGCAGGAGGCUCUGGAGCCCGCCGUGCGCCUGGGGCGCUACCCGCGUGCUCAGCUCGAGGUGUCGGCGCUGCUGCUGGAGGACGGCGGCUGUGCGCUGGCCGCGGCGCUCACCGCGGCCGCGCUCGCCCUAGCCGACGCGGGAGUGGAGAUGUACGAUCUGGUGGUGGGCUGCGGCCUGAGCCUCACCCCGGGACCCUCCCCGACCUGGCUGCUGGACCCCACGCGGCUGGAGGAGGAGCACUCCGCGGCCGGUCUCACGGUGGCACUCAUGCCCGUGCUCAAUCAGGUGGCCGGGUUACUGGGCAGUGGGGAAGGCGGGCAGAUCGAGAGUUGGACCGAUGCGGUGCGCCUGGGCCUGGAGGGCUGCCAGCGCCUCUACCCGGUCCUGCAGCAGUGCUUGGUGCGGGCUGCCCGCCGGAGGGGUGCCGCCGCCCCACCCUGAUUGGAAAAAAAAAAAAAAACAAAAAAAACUGAGCGAAGAGGAUGCGGAGGACUGCUAUCGCCCUUCUCUUCCCUAAAGGACCAAGCGCUGAUGGUCGCCUGACUCCGCUGAGCUGAGAAACGAAGAGUGGGGCAGUUGGGCGCACAGAACCAAAGCACUGCAAAGCUCUGUUGGAAAGGUUUAAAAGGCCGUUGGAACAUGAUCCAGUUGGAGACAUUUGAAAGCCGCCAUACUCCGGAGUUGGAAAGAACUUGGGCUGGACUUACCUAGUAAACGAUAUAUGGGGCUGUGGUCUUGUAAGGGACGGACCCUGUGCAGGCCAGCCAUUGGCGCCAAUAUUUAAUAAACUGAUUCUUUUGAGAGGAUGGACAGGGGAACUUUGCCUUCUCACUACUCAGAGUAAAACAUAAAAACUUUUUUUAUGCCUGGAAAUACACCUGUUGUGUUUUUUUUCUUGAUGCUAGAGUUAGAAACAAUGCUGUUCUGAACCGGG